AUGGCUGGCCAACGCUUUGAGACUCUGCAGCUUCAUGCUGGUCAGGAACCUGACCCCGCUACCAAUUCGCGUGCGGUGCCUAUCUAUGCCACGACUUCCUACGUCUUCAAUGACUCUGCUCAUGGCGCCAGACUCUUUGGUCUGAAGGAAUUCGGUAAUAUCUAUUCGCGGAUCAUGAACCCUACUGUCGAUGUCUUUGAGAAACGCAUUGCAGCUCUUGAAGGUGGUGUUGCCGCCGUCGCCGCUUCGUCCGGUCAAGCAGCUCAGUUCAUGGCCAUCUCUGCUCUGGCCCAUGCCGGCGACAACAUUGUCGCUACCAGCAACCUCUACGGUGGUACUUACAAUCAGCUCAAGGUCUUCCUGCCGCGAUUGGGAAUUCAGACCAAGUUUGUCAAUGGCGAUAAUGCAGAUGAUAUUGCUGCUGCUAUUGAUGAUCGCACCAAGGCUGUUUAUGUGGAGACUAUUGGAAACCCGAGAUAUAACGUGCCUGAUUUCGAGGCUAUUGCCAAGGUUGCCCAUGAGAAGGGCGUGCCUCUUGUUGUUGACAAUACAUUCGGUGCCGGUGGUUACUUUGCACGCCCAAUCGACCACGGCGCAGAUAUCGUCGUGCACAGCGCGACCAAAUGGAUUGGCGGCCACGGCACCACCAUCGGCGGCGUGGUGAUUGACAGCGGAAAGUUCGACUGGGGUAAGAACGCCGCUCGUUUCCCUCAAUUCGUCGAACCUGCCGAGGGAUACCACGGCCUCAAGUUCUGGGAAACCUUCGGUCCCAUCACAUUUGCCAUUCGUACUCGAGUUGAGAUUCUGCGCGAUUUGGGUUCAGCGUUGAACCCCUUUGCUGCCCAGCAGUUGUUGUUGGGAUUGGAGACUUUGUCUCUGCGCGCCGAACGACAUGCCAGUAAUGCGUUGACUUUGGCGCGGUGGUUGGAGAAGAAUGAGAAUGUUGCUUGGGUGUCUUAUCCUGGUCUAGAAAGCCAUGCAAGCCAUGAGACUGCGAAGAAGUAUCUCCCUCGUGGAUUCGGUGGUGUCUUGUCGUUUGGUGUUAAGGGCGGUGCCGCUGCCGGAAGUCAGGUUGUUGAUGGCUUCAAGCUGAUUUCCAACCUUGCCAAUGUUGGCGACUCGAAAACUCUUGCUAUUCACCCCUGGUCAACCACCCACGAACAACUUUCCGAAAAAGAGCGCAUUGCCUCUGGUGUCACCGAAGAUGCAAUUCGCAUCUCAGUCGGAACAGAGCAUAUCGAUGAUAUUAUCGCAGAUUUUGAGCAGUCCUUCAAAGCAGCCAGUGCUGCUGGCGCGGAUAAGACUGCAUUGCCGGAUCGGGCUUCAGGAGGAGCUGCGACGGAGCAUGAAACUGGAUUGCAGGGGUCUGUUUAAUCAGUCUUCGUAGUAGAGUAGAUUAAUUGAUGAGGAAUGAAUUUACGGCAUGGACAGAAUAU
Messenger RNA from Talaromyces stipitatus ATCC 10500, 1436 nucleotides. Its product is annotated as homocysteine synthase CysD. Lineage: Eukaryota; Fungi; Ascomycota; Eurotiomycetes; Eurotiales; Trichocomaceae. The transcript is spliced from 6 exons. Gene Ontology annotation, biological process: transsulfuration. The coding region runs from base 1 to 1374 and encodes 457 amino acids. The record is from RefSeq and is a predicted model, not a curated record. Gene Ontology annotation, molecular function: pyridoxal phosphate binding; transferase activity, transferring alkyl or aryl (other than methyl) groups.